Molecule: messenger RNA, 1651 nt
Organism: Teleopsis dalmanni
Lineage: Eukaryota; Metazoa; Arthropoda; Insecta; Diptera; Diopsidae
Gene: SmydA-2
Product: SET domain-containing protein SmydA-8
Exons: 4
Coding region: 16-1584 (522 amino acids)
Molecular function (GO): protein binding
Source: RefSeq, a predicted model, not a curated record
AAUUAAUUUGUGAUAAUGAAGAAUUUAUCAUGUGCUGUUUGUGGCAAGAAAUCCUCGCAGACAUGUAGCAACUGUAAGAACAUUUACUACUGCAGUCGGGAACACCAGGUCGCCCAUUGGAAGGAAGUUCACAAAAAGGAAUGCAAAUGUUAUGAGGUUGCCAUAAACGAUUUGCUUGGUCGUCACUUACGUGCCAAACGUAAUAUUAAGCCUGGUGAAAUCAUAUUGCGAGAAUCACCACUUAUAUACGGACCAAAGAUAUCAUGCGCACCCACUUGCUUAGGUUGUCACAAACUACUACCAGAUCCUAAACCUCCGCAGAAAAAUUAUUACAAAUGCAGCAAAUGUACAUGGCCGCUGUGCAGCAAAGCUUGCGAAAUCUCCCCGAACCACGUGGAUGAGUGUCAGCUUAUGUCAGCGCGCAAAUUCGAAAGCAAACUCAACUAUAAUUCGGCGAACCUGAACUCCACGACGAUGGUACCCGCUUAUUGCAUUAUAAUGCCACUUCGUUGCAUUUUAUUAAAGAAUAAAAGCGCGGAGCUGUUCGAUAAAUUUGCCGAACUGGAACAUCAUCUACCGGAGCGUAUCGGUACGCCACUGUACAAUGUACUACGCGCUAACUUAAUAACAUUCAUGCACAGAAUAAUGGGGCUGCACGAGUGGAGUGAGACCGAAAUCCUACGCAUUGCGGGACGCAUUGACACUAAUGCGUUUGACGUACGACAAGAGAGCAAUGCAAUACGCGUACGCGCCAUAUAUCCAGCUGCCGCGAUGAUAUCUCAUGACUGCAUAUCCAAUGCGAGACACACGUUUGAUGACAACAUGCAAAUCGUUUUUAUCGCCAAAACUGCAAUUGCGAAAGGUGAAAUUAUUGCAACUUCUUAUACGCAACCACUGAAGUGCACAUUGUUGCGGCGCAUCCAUCUAGCGCAAGCCAAGUGUUUCGCCUGCACUUGUCAACGUUGUGCCGAUCCACUGGAGUUAAAUACAUUUGCAGGAUCGUUUGUGUGUAAGAAAUGCAAGAUUGGAAAAUUCAUUUCCACCAAUCCAUAUGACAAUGACGCAAAAUGGACCUGUCAAAUUUGUCAGGAUCCAAAAACUGCAAUGCAAAUCCUUAAAGGCUAUGAAGCAUUGCAGAAAGAAAUCGAUGGAUGUAAUAAGACCAGCAUUACUCAAUUUGAAGAUUUUAUUUAUAAACACCGCGCUGAUCUUCACGAGAAAAACACUUAUGUGCUGCAAGUGAAAUAUGCUUUAACGCAACUUUAUGGCAAAGCUCUCACUUCGGCCAGUGAUCCUAGUGAAAUUGAUGAAAGUCAUAUCAGCAGACAAAUAGAAUUAUGCCGCGAACUACUGGAUUUAGCAGAUUUGCUAGAUGGUGGUUGGAGCAUAUUUCGUGGAAAUUUACUCUUGGACUUACAAUGGGCAUUAUUUAUAGCUGUCAAGAAAAAUUUACUAAACAGAGAUAGAAACCUCAAGGAAUCGAAAUUGCUUCUGGAUGAAGCAAAGGAAAUUAUGAAAUUAGAACCAGGAAUGCAAGAAAAAUUAAAAAAUCGGGAAGAAAGUUUACAGAAUUUGCAAUUUUAGAUAAACAAAUUUAUAUAACAAAAUUUCUGAUAUGAUAUUAGUUUUUGAUUUUUAAAAUUUAGAAAAU